AUCCCGUUGAGACCAUAAAGACAGAGUUGAAUGGCAUUGUUUUUGACGGAGGUUAGGGUUUGACAAGUUUGAAAGGUGUUUGGACGUCUGACUACACAUGCAUUUAUGUUAAAUUGUGUUCAGUGAUAUCUCAAAUGUAAUGGGUUUGUUAACAGUACUUAAAAAACUGAAGCAGAAGGAGAAAGAAAUGCGCAUCCUAAUGUUAGGUUUAGACAAUGCUGGUAAAACAACAGUUUUGAAAAGAAUCAAUGGAGAGCCGAUCGACACGAUAUCACCUACCUUGGGUUUCAAUAUUAAAACACUGGAACAUCGUGGAUAUAAGCUUAACAUAUGGGAUGUAGGCGGUCAAAAGUCAUUACGUUCAUAUUGGAGGAAUUAUUUUGAGUCUACAGAUGGUAUUAUCUGGGUAGUCGACAGUGCAGACAGGAGAAGGCUAGAGGAUUGUAAAACAGAAUUGUAUAAGUUACUGCAAGAAGAAAGAUUGGAAGGUGCAAGCCUUUUGAUACUUGCGAACAAACAGGAUUUGCCUGGUGCGAUGUCUGCAUCUGAUAUUGCAGAGAUGUUAGAAUUGCCUAGUAUUAAAACUCAUCACUGGAAGAUAUACAAAUGUUCAGCAGUUACAGCAGAAAAUCUCGUGGAAGGGAUAAAUUGGAUUGUUGACGAUAUUUCUGCCAGAAUAUUUUACAUAGACUAAUGCUAGAAGCUGCAUUAGUCUUUUUCCAAAUGAGAUUACUGUAUUCUAAUUUUUAUGUCAUUUUUAUUUUCCAUUUGUUGAAAUGGGGAGUUGUAAUAUAAUUGUCCGUUACAUAAAUUAUUAAACUUGUAUAUCAUUAUAAUAAAGUUUUGCACUUAUUUCCAUAAUUUCUA
Molecule: messenger RNA, 867 nt
Organism: Ceratina calcarata
Lineage: Eukaryota; Metazoa; Arthropoda; Insecta; Hymenoptera; Apidae
Gene: Arl2
Product: ADP ribosylation factor-like 2
Exons: 2
Coding region: 140-694 (184 amino acids)
Molecular function (GO): GTPase activity; GTP binding
Source: RefSeq, a predicted model, not a curated record